Molecule: messenger RNA, 3219 nt
Organism: Rotaria socialis
Lineage: Eukaryota; Metazoa; Rotifera; Eurotatoria; Philodinida; Philodinidae
Source: the annotation of a GenBank genome assembly
AUGAUCCCAAAUGAAAUUGAAUAUACGUAUAGCCCUCGAUCUGUGGCCAUUGGUGACUUUGAUAAUGAUGGUUGGGUAGAUAUUGUUAUUGCAAAUUAUGCUGCUGACAAUGUAGGUAUCUAUUUCGGUUAUGAUAGGGGCAAUAUGACAAGCUCAGUGACGUAUUCUACUGGUCCUGCAUCUCGCCCGUACAUGGUCGUUGUUAGUGACUUCAACAACGAUGAUCGACUAGAUAUCAUCGUUGCGAAUUUCUGUACAAACAAUAUCAUUAUACUUUUUGAAUUCCAAACUGGAUCCUCUCCAAGUCGAAUAGAGCUUUCAACUGGAUCAUCCCGAGUUGUUUGGGUCCACUGUCAUUUUUGGAUAUGGCAAUGGAAUUUUUCAAGUCCAACUACAUACUCAACGGGAUAUGAUUCUUUCCCUUUCAUGGUUGUUAGUGGCGAUUUCAAUUCGGACAAACAUAUGGACCUUGCUAUCGCCAACUAUGGCGCAAACAAUGUUGGUAUAAUGUUUGGAAAUAGUAGGGAUACUUUUGGAACUCAAAAACAACUUUCAACUGGUUCCAAUUCCAAUACAUUAUCGAUUGCCGUUGGUGAUCUAAAUAAUGAUGCUAUCCUAGAUAUCGCCGUUGCUAACUAUGGUAAUAAAAGUAUUGGUGUGUUUCUGGGCAAAGGUGACGGAAACUUUACAAGUCAAACGACCUACUCUCUUGAUACUGCUUUUCCAUAUUCUAUUGGUAUUGCUGAUUUCAAUAAGGGCAAUAGAAUGGAUAUAGCUGUUACCAAUAAUGGCAGUAACAAUAUAGAUAUACUUCUCGGAUAUGGAAAUGGCUCUUUUGCAAAUGUGACGUCGUAUUCGACAGGAUCUUCUUCUUCAAUCUCUUUUGCUAUAUGUGACUUAAAUAGAGACGAUCGUUUAGACCUUGUUAUCGUCAACAAUGAUACGAACACCAUCGAUAUUCUGCUCGGAUAUGAUGAAUUCUUUCCAAUUCAGACAAAAUAUCCAACUGGCAAUCGUCCAAGCUAUGUCGUUGCGAGUGAUUUUAAUCGUGACACCGUCGCAGACAUCGCAGUCACCAAUCUGCAUAGCAACACUGUAAGUAUACUUCUUGGAUAUGGCAAUGGAUCUUUUGCAAGCAAAGUGGAUUUUAUCACAGGCACUGCUCCUUUAUCUAUUGCUGUUGGGGACUUUAAUAACGAUAGAAUAGUGGACAUCGCUGUUACAAAUCAUCAUGACAAUACUAUAAGUAUACUUCUCGGAUUCAGUAAUGGUACUUUUGCAAAACAACAAAUAUAUGCAACAGGUAAUACGCCAUAUUAUUUAGCUGUUAAUGAUUUUAACAAUGAUAAUCAACUUGAUAUUUGCGUCACUAAUUUUGAUAGCAGCACUGUAAGUGUAUUUCUUGGAUCUGGCAACGGUUCUUUUGCAAAGCAUGCGACAUAUCCAGCUGGUGUUCAUCCAUUUGGUUUAGCUUACGGCUAUUUUAAUAAGGACAACCAACUUGAUAUUGUAGUCACUAAUUUUGGUAACAACACUGUAAGUGUACUUUUCGGAUUGGGGGGUGGCGAUUUUGGAAAACCGGUGGCUUACUCAACUCGAGCUUACCCAAUAUUUGUUGCUGUGGCUGACUUUAACAAUGAUACCUGUUUAGAUAUUAUAGUUACAAAUUAUUAUGAAAACAUGAUCAGUGUAUUUCUCGGAUAUGGCAAUGGCUCGUUUCAAAGUCAAAUUGUAUAUUCGACUGGUGAUAAUCCACUUGGGGUAGCUAUCGGUGAUUUUAAUAACGAUUCUCGACUAGAUAUCGUUGUUACGAACGGUGGUCAAAAUACUUCAAGUCUACUUCUCGGCUAUGGAAAUGGCUCUUUUGCCAACCAAGAGACAUUUUCAACUGGAGCUUAUCCCCUUCAUUUAGCUGUCAGUGAUUUUAACAAUGAUACCCGACCGGAUGUCGCCGUUGCCAAUUGGGAUGAGAACACUGUUAGUAUUCUUCUUCGCUAUGAUAGAGGAGCCAUGAAAAAGGAAACUACAUUCGCACCUAGCGCUGGUGCUCACUUGAGUAGUAUUUCUACUUCCGAUUUCAAUGAAGAUGGCCUACUAGAUAUCGCCAUUGUAAACGAAUAUACUAAUAGCAUAGGGGUCCUUCUCGGAUAUGGAAAUGGUACUUUUGAAAACCAGAUGAUAUUUUCAACUGGAUUUGGAUCUCAUCCUUACUCGAUUGUCAUUGAUAACUUCAAUAAAAACGAGCACGUAGAUAUCUUAGUGGUGAAUCAUGACAGUAAAAACCUUCUUAUUUUACUGGGAAACAGCAACGGAAUGUUUGAAAGUCAAACAGCUUAUGAUGUAAGUUUCAAUUUUGCUCCAGUGACUGCUGGCUUGGCCGAUUUCAAUAAUGAUGGAUAUUCUGAAAUUGUUGUUGCCUAUGAUAGUUCUGAUUAUAUAGAUAUACUUGCUCAAUAUAAAACGGGAGCCUUCCCCCAACGAAUCAUAUAUUCAACUGAUCCUUGGCCAAAAUCAGUCGCUAUUGCUGAUUUUAAUAAUGAUGAACGACUAGAUAUUGUCGUGACUACUAUGUAUAACAAUUAUAUAGAUAUACUUCUUGGAAAUGGCGAUGGUUCUGUUACAAGUCAAAUUAAAUUCUCAGCUGGCACAUCACCACGAUCUGUAGCAGUCGUUAUACUUCUUGGUUACGGUAAUGGCUCUUUUACACAUCGAGUAGCAUAUUCAAGUGGCUCGUUGCCGAUAUCUGUAGCUGUCGGUGACUUUAACAACGAUAGUCAAUUGGAUAUAGCUGUUGCUGAUUAUAAUGAUGAGAGUGUGAGUAUACUUCGUGGUUUUGGUAAUGGCUCUUUUACAAACCGAGUGACAUACAUAACUGACUCUUCACCGAUAUCUGUGGCUAUCGGUCAUUUCAAUAGCGAUAUCCGGCUAGAUAUCGCUGUCGCUAAUUUUAAUGGCAGUACUUUAAGUAUAUUUAUUGGAUAUGGCGAUGGCACAUUUGCAAGCCAAAUGAAAUAUUCCACUGGCUCCUCGCCAAGAUCUGUAGCUGUCGGUGAUUUUAACAACGAUAACCGAUUAGAUAUCGCUGUCGCCAAUGGUCUUGAGAGCACUGUAAGUAUAUUUCUUGGUUAUGGUAAUGGGUCUUUUACAAAUCAAGUAACAUUCUCAAGUGGCUCGGUGCCAGUAUUUGUAGCUGUUGGUAAUUUUAAUAACGAUACUUGA